Molecule: messenger RNA, 582 nt
Organism: Pipistrellus nathusii (Nathusius's pipistrelle)
Lineage: Eukaryota; Metazoa; Chordata; Mammalia; Chiroptera; Vespertilionidae
Source: the annotation of a GenBank genome assembly
AUGGCCAAGCGGCGCGCGGCGGAGCCGCUCACGUUCCACGUGCCCUGGAAGCGGCUCCUGCUCUGCGAGUUUCCGGAGGAGCCGCCGCCUCGGCCGCUCUGGGUCCCGCCGGCCGCGGCCUCGCCCCUCGGCGCCCCGGAGCUGCCCCGAAAGCGCAAAGUGGACGCGGCGGCGAUGACGGAGCCUUCGGCUUUGCCCCGCAAGCGCCACGACGGCGGGGACACCGGCGCCCCGGGCGGCGCGGAGCGGGAGGCCCGCGGCUGGGAGACCAGCGAGCCGCCGCCGCCGCUGCAGCCGCCGCCCCCGCGGCCCCACCGGCCGGGGGAGGAGCUCCCGGGCGCCCGGCCCCCGAGGGGCGGUGGCGACCACGGGGCGGGGCGCGCGGAGCCCCCGCGGGGAGACUGGGGGGCCGCACCGAGCCAGAUCAAUGAAGAAUUUUGGCAGUAUAACACCUUCCAGUACUGGAGGAAUCCUUUACCACCUAUUGAUCUGGCAGACAUUGAAGCUAUAAAUGAAGAUAACCUUACAGAAGCAAGGCUUCAAGGCAAGGAUGAAGUGGUUGAGAUUGACAUGGAGUCCUGA